Miniopterus natalensis is the source of this 2224-nucleotide messenger RNA. NCBI's taxonomy places the organism in Eukaryota, Metazoa, Chordata, Mammalia, Chiroptera, Miniopteridae. The record is from RefSeq and is a predicted model, not a curated record.
AAUAAUUAUUAAUUCCAAUGGGUUAAAUCUGAAAAGAAACAUCAAUUGAGCUAUCAGCUGUUAAAGGUGUAUACAUUUGUUGGAACACCUUAUAUAUUUGUGUGAAAUGAGCUAACUCCCUUUGCUUAAGAUCACCUCCACCCCACUGUCAGGUCCUAAUUAUGCAGAGCAUUUAUAAGUCUCUCUGUGUAAUUUCUGCAGGUCCAGAGGUUUCUGUGUUCUUUCUUCCUCUGAUACAAAUCUUCCACAAAAGUGUGUUCUGGAGCAGCUUGCCUUUUCAAGUAUCUCCAUCCUGCAAAGGACCAAGCUGUAAAGAUGGCGCACAUGACAAACAUUUUGGAUAUCUUGAGAAAUCCUCAGCUCUUUUGUAUGCAUGAUCCAGAAGCCAUUCCAAUAAGAAAUCCAGGGGUUCUGAAAAUUUCUCAUGAAAAAUUUAUGCAUUUUCAGUCCCUAUCUGUGACUGGGCCUCACCGAGCUGUGAGCCAAAUCUGGGAGCUCUGUUGUCAGUGGCUGCAGCCGGAGACCCACACUAAGGAGCAGAUGAUGGAGCUACUGGUGCUGGAGCAGUUUCUGAACACCCUGCCAGAGGAGGUUCAGACAUGGGUGAGAUCAAGACGACCCAAGAACAGCAAGGAGGCAGGAACCUUGGUGGCAAACUUGAUCCAAGCAUGUCGGGAGGAAGGUUUCCCUGCUCAGAGCUCUGUCCUUGCAGACGGGAGGAACACCAAAGAACAUCCAGAGGUGGAACCAAACAUGUUGGACAAUUUGCCCUCUGCUGGAUGCCAGAGUCCAUCUCAAGUAUCCCAAGUGGAGGUGCCCACAGGAACUGCCCAGGAGUUCGUGACUUUCCAGGAUGUGUUUGUGGACUUCAGCCUGGAGGAAUUAACCUCCCUGAGCGCUGCUCAGAGGAACCUGCACCGGGAGGUGAUGCUGGAGAACUACAGGAGCCUGGUCUCCUUAGGGUACCAGUUCUCUAAACCCGACAUUAUAUCACAGCUGGAAAAGGAGUCAUGCGAGAUGGAGGCAGAUGGUGAUACAAAGACAGGUCAAGAUUGGGAGAAAGGACCUGAAACCAAAGAUCUAACUCCAAAGCAAAGCCCGCCUGUAGAAAAACCAUCCUUGGGGGCAGGAGUGGAGGAUCUGGAAGGAGGUAACUUCUGGCACGUGGGACACACGGUAGAGCCUUCUGAUGGCCCACUGGAUUCAAGUCGGGUCAACAAGGAGAAACCUCUGAGCCCUGUAACAGAGAGUGAGCCCAAGACCCUCGCUCAGGAAGGAAGCCUCAACAGUGAUGAAUUUGAGAGAAGUUCAAAUCUUCCUGAACAAUCAGAGGGGCCUCUAGGAAUGGCUCCCCAGGAACAUGCUGCUCCUGGGGCUUGCACCAGUCCCCCGCCGAUAGUCAGCAAACCUUCCCUCCAAGAAACCAGAAUUAACAGAUGUGAAUUUUGCCAAAGAACCUUUUGUACCCAAGCGGCCCGUAAGAGGCACGAGCAGAUCCAUACUAGGAAGAAAUCCUUUAAAGGUAAGCAAUGCGCAGAAGCCCUCUGCCUCCUGCCGGGACUCACCAGACGUCUGGGGUCAACUUCCGAUGACGAGUCGCCUGGAAAGUCAUUCACCGAGCACCCAAGUGUCCCUGAGAGGAUCCACAGUCAGGAGGGCUACUAUGAGUGUGUCCAGUGCGGCAGAGCUUUUGUCCAGGAUGUGCAUCUUUUUCAGCAUCUCCAAGCCCACGAGGCUGCUAAGGCCCUUCCACCUGUGUUGCCCAGCAACAGGACGCAUCUGAUUCGAUAUCAGCAGAGGCACGACUAUGUUGGGGAGAGAGCCCACCAGUGCUGCGACUGCAGCAGAGCCUUCAGUCAGAGCUCGCAUCUCAUCUCACACUAUCGGAUCCACGCUCUGGAGAGGCCUUUCCAGUGCCGGCUGUGUGGGAGAUGCUUCAGCCGACCCUCACAACUCACGCAGCACUAUCAGACCCAUUCUCUGGAGAAGCCCGGUGAGUGCAACUGCUAUUGAAAAAACCCUCAGAACAUUCCCAGCAUCUCUGGCUUCAUCCUGGAGAGAGGCCCUCUGAAUGAGAACGCCUUCUGCCAGCCCUCACAUUUUGAGAACAACUCGAAAAUUCACCUUUGUGUGCCCAAAAAACGGAGUGGUUGCAAGAAUGUACAACCAUCUUUUUGCACAAGGAACUUCAACACAUGCAUCAGUAGUCACACAGGCCAAAAAA